CCACGUGUCAUGACAACAUAGCGGCGGCCUCGCUUUUCGGCAGUGUCGAGAGCAGUUUCCGGCCGGGGUGUGUGAACGGGACGGUCUUAGCGGGAAAUUCUCUCGGAUUCGGAGCGUUGUUGUCGGGGCUGCUGUGUGAGCGGAGCGGGGCAGAGCCAAGAUGAGCGCGCUCGGCGGGGAGGAGAUCAUCCGGAUCGCUAAGAAGAUGGAGCGGAUGGUGCAGAAGAAAAACACGGCUGGAGCUUUAGAUUUACUUAAGGAACUUAAAAACCUUCCAAUGACUUUGGAGCUCCUUCAGUCUACCCGAAUUGGAAUGUCUGUGAACGCCAUCCGCAAACAAAGCUCCGACGAGGAUGUCACCUCUCUGGCCAAAUCGCUCAUCAAAUCCUGGAAAAAACUGCUCGAUGGCCCGUCAGCUGAAAAAGAUACAGAGGAAAAGAAGAAAGAGCAGCCCCCGCCUGCACAGAACAGUCCUGAAGCAAAGGAAGAGAGCAGCAGCUCCAGCAGUACUUGCAGUGGACGGAAAGAAGAUUGUAUUGCCCCGUCUGACACAUUAAUUACAUCUUUUCCGCGAGCUCCCAGCACCUCGGAUUCUGUCCGAAUCAAGUGUAGAGAGCUACUUGCUACAGCUCUGAAAACAGGAGAUGACUACAUAACUAUUGGAGCGGAUGAUGAAGAACUUGGAGCUCAGAUUGAGGAAGCAGCUUUCCAAGAAUUUAAAAACACAGAUGCAAAAUAUAAGAACAGGGUGCGAAGUAGAAUUGCCAACUUGAAGGAUGCGAAAAAUCCCAACUUGAGGCGAAACGUGCUUUGUGGCAACAUCGCUCCAGAGGUGUUUGCUCGGAUGUCAGCAGAGGAAAUGGCAAGCGAUGAACUUAAAGAAAUGAGAAAGAACCUGACAAAGGAGGCCAUCAGAGAACAUCAGAUGGCCAAGACUGGCGGUACAGAGACUGACCUGUUCUCCUGUGGUAAAUGCAAAAAGAAGAAUUGUACUUACACGCAGGUACAAACCCGCAGCGCUGAUGAACCUAUGACAACAUUCGUGUUAUGUAAUAAUUGUGGAAAUCGGUGGAAGUUUUGCUAAGAGAAAUUCUGUUCUGACACCAAAACAAAGAAGAGGCUGUUUUGUAAUUGGGAAGAUGAGAAUUCUUCCAGAUUUUUUUUUUUAAUUGAAGCUGGAUUCAACUUGUGGGAUCUUUUGGAAUUUUAAGACCGUAACAAAGCCGCAGUUUUAUGGUGCACGUUUGGAGAAAAGAAAUCUUUUUUAUAACAGAGUUCACAUUUCUAAAUCCGUUUGAAUCUAGAUCACGUCCCGAUUGUAUUGUGCGCUUGAUAGUCUUGCACUCUUGCAGUCGCCUGAGCUGUUCUGAGCAUGUACAUAGUUUGCAAUUGUUGGGGGAAAGAUAUCAAAUAUUCCUCCAAAAAAUUAAAUGUUAGAAACGCUCUAAUCAUGUGAUCAGAAAUGUUAAGAGGCGCCAAAUUAAAUUAUUUUGUUAACUCCUGGUUAGAUUUACCUUCAUUCCCGUUAAAAUUGUUGUGCUUACUUUUUGUUUUAUAUAGCUUUUCAUUAAAACUGAGAAUGUUUGUAA
Molecule: messenger RNA, 1589 nt
Organism: Bufo gargarizans (Asiatic toad)
Lineage: Eukaryota; Metazoa; Chordata; Amphibia; Anura; Bufonidae
Gene: TCEA1
Product: transcription elongation factor A1
Exons: 10
Coding region: 161-1084 (307 amino acids)
Biological process (GO): transcription elongation by RNA polymerase II; DNA-templated transcription; positive regulation of transcription by RNA polymerase II
Cellular component (GO): nucleus
Molecular function (GO): zinc ion binding; nucleic acid binding
Source: RefSeq, a predicted model, not a curated record